Messenger RNA from Lemur catta (Ring-tailed lemur), 6252 nucleotides. RefSeq names its product kelch domain containing 10 (gene KLHDC10). The transcript has 10 exons. NCBI's taxonomy places the organism in Eukaryota, Metazoa, Chordata, Mammalia, Primates, Lemuridae. Gene Ontology annotation, molecular function: protein binding. Bases 135 to 1454 code for a protein of 439 amino acids. Gene Ontology annotation, biological process: positive regulation of stress-activated MAPK cascade. The record is from RefSeq and is a predicted model, not a curated record.
UUGGCCUGUGGCGGGACCGGGCGCUCCCCCUUCGCCUGUCUCCCGGGUCUCUUGAGGAGCCCAGGAAGGAGGCUCCACUGGUGCCGCCGGGUUAGGGGCUCCCGGGACCGGGCUGCGGCAGCCGUUAGCCGGUCAUGUCGGCCGCACAGGGCUGGGACAGGAACCGCCGGAGGGGCGGAGGCGCCGCCGGCGGUGCUGGCGGAGGUAGCGGGGCCAGCGGGGGCAGCGGGGGUCGGGGCACUGGCCAGCUCAACCGCUUCGUGCAACUCUCCGGGCGGCCGCACCUGCCAGGUAAGAAGAAAAUACGAUGGGACCCAGUUAGGAGGCGCUUCAUUCAGUCCUGUCCCAUCAUAAGGAUCCCUAACAGGUUUUUGAGAGGCCACAGACCUCCACCAGCACGAAGUGGACAUCGUUGUGUGGCAGACAAUACCAAUCUAUAUGUGUUUGGAGGUUAUAACCCAGAUUAUGACGAGUCCGGAGGGCCAGAUAAUGAAGACUAUCCUCUCUUCCGGGAGCUUUGGAGGUAUCAUUUUGCUACAGGAGUGUGGCACCAGAUGGGCACAGAUGGCUAUAUGCCCCGGGAAUUGGCAUCUAUGUCACUUGUGCUGCAUGGAAACAACCUGCUAGUGUUUGGAGGUACGGGCAUCCCAUUUGGUGAGAGCAACGGCAAUGAUGUCCACGUCUGUAAUGUGAAGUACAAGAGAUGGGCUUUGCUCAGCUGUCGUGGGAAGAAACCCAGUCGCAUAUAUGGACAGGCCAUGGCCAUCAUCAAUGGAUCCCUUUAUGUCUUUGGAGGGACAACUGGCUAUAUUUACAGCACAGACCUGCACAAAUUAGAUCUCAAUACCAGAGAGUGGACCCAGCUGAAACCAAACAACCUAUCCUGUGAUCUACCAGAAGAGAGAUACAGACAUGAAAUCGCACAUGAUGGGCAGAGGAUUUAUAUCUUGGGAGGUGGUACUUCCUGGACAGCUUAUUCCUUAAAUAAGAUCCAUGCAUACAACCUUGAAACAAAUGCGUGGGAGGAAAUUGCAACAAAGCCCCAUGAAAAAAUAGGUUUUCCUGCAGCUCGAAGGUGCCACAGUUGUGUUCAAAUAAAAAAUGAUGUAUUUAUUUGUGGGGGCUAUAAUGGAGAAGUGAUCCUGGGAGAUAUCUGGAAAUUGAAUCUGCAGACUUUUCAAUGGGUGAAGCUCCCAGCUACCAUGCCAGAGCCAGUUUAUUUUCACUGUGCAGCUGUUACACCAGCUGGUUGCAUGUACAUUCAUGGAGGAGUGGUGAACAUCCACGAGAACAAACGGACCGGGUCGCUGUUUAAGAUCUGGCUGGUGGUCCCUAGCCUGCUGGAAUUGGCGUGGGAGAAGCUGCUCGCGGCCUUCCCUAACCUAGCAAACCUCUCCCGCGCACAGCUUCUGUACCUUGGACUCACACAGGGACUCAUCGAGCGCUUGAAAUGAGGAUUUCUGGACUGUUCAGUGAUACUGGAAAUGUUAAUUUAAAGAGACUCGUUUAUUUAUGGGCAGUGUAGAAUGUGCUACAAAAAGGAUUGGUUACCCUGAUCAAGGCCUUAUUCAGAAAAUACAUCAGAUGCCUUUCCGUAAAUUGGUUUUUAAGUUUAUGGACAUCUCACUUUCUCAUGUGCUUCCCUCAUUGCUUCUCUCCUUCCUACCCCAAUACAUAUACACAUACUCACAUACUCCUUCUUUCCUGAUGGAGUAGAAGGAAAGUCUGAAAGUACCUUAAUCACGUUAUGAAUCAAGAUAAAGAAAUUUUUUUAGAGGAAUUCUGAACAUACAGCCAUGUUAACCAAUGUUCUACAAAUUAAAAUGUCACUGAUAAAAACAAAAAUUAAAUUAAAACUUAAAAAAUUCCAGCAACAGAAACAACAAGAAGUUUGGAGGACAGAAUGAGAAGGCUAACCUUGAGAAUCUUGCAGGUUAUACUUAAACCUAGAUGUUUAACUCAGUAUUUUCAAGAUACAUCUAAUUUAGUAGCUGAUCUAAUGGCACCAGUGGUUGACAUCUUGCUGCGUGCAUAUUCAAACCUGUCCUGUCUUUGCAGCUCAGCAACUCUUGGUUAGUGAUUUCUUUUCUCAUCCUUAUAGUGCCAGCGAUGGUUAGAGUUGGCUUGUUGAAAGGCUGCCAUGUGUGUCGUGGUUGUGCUCUUUGAUGUUGCUUUUAGAAAUCGUGGCACCAAGAAUGUUUGAAAUUGAAAAGCUUGUGGUGAUCAAAGUUCUUCAGUCUGACAGUUUUGAAAUUCUCCUAUGUUUAUUAAUAGUUCUAAAUAUCUCUUUGACUUGUUCAUGGGGAAUUGUAGACCCUAAAUAUGUGGUGUAAAUGCUGUGGGACAUAAACACAGGUGUGUGAGAGAGGCCAGGAAAGAGCUAGGCAGAGAGAGCCUGCACCCUCUAGGCUCGUUAACUUGGCUUCUGCUCAGGCUAUGGUCUUUGACUGUCAUAUUGGCCAUUUUCUUUUCAGAAUUUUCCUUUCUAAUCUCUGGACCAUGUACUUGCCAUUUUCUCGGGUGGUUUGUCGUUGAGUUUUCUCUUAGCUUCUUGCCUCCUUUUCUAUCUGCUUUAAUGUACAUGGUGCUGUCAUUGUCUAGUAAUUGGAUAAAAGGUCUUGGAGGAAAAGCCACAAGUCAUCCUUCCUGAAGAACCAAGUAUCAUUUAAAAACAAGCAUGAAGAAGGAAUUAAAUUGAGGAUCAUUUGCUUUUUUGGUGUGAAAUUUUAAUUCUGGUUUGUUUUGGUAUAAUUUUUUUUAAUUCUAAAAAGAGUAAUGACUUAAAUUUUCACUUGCUUUGCCAUCAGGCUGCUAGAGGAGUUGAGCAAGUGCUGGCCACGAGCAUUCAGGAGUCCACAGGAGCACUCAUGCUGAAGGCAUGCCAGAGGGCACAGUGCUGAUCCCCUGCAGGCCACCUUACAGCAAGCGACUCACGGGGGAUUUGGGACACAUUUUUCCUUUAAGUGCCUCUUUUUCACCUAGCUUUUAAAGUUAUUUUUCCUUCAUCUCAGAGGGGAUCUCUUUAGCCUAUGUGUGGAUUUAAAAUCACCUUUGAGUUAUGGCUAAAAACUUACCAUCUGGUGUUCAGUUCUGGAGAAGAGAAAACCGUGGCCUCUAGACUUGGUUUCCUAACUUCAUCUCGGCCUUAUUAUCACAUCCCGUACGUGUUGGGUUGAGUUACUGGAGGCUGUAUUCUGCAAAGUCUUGUAAUAACCACCCAUCUGUGAGUUUAGGUCCUUUUUAGGGGGUGAGGAAUGUAGGAGAGAGCCAGGAAAAGGAGCAGCUCCCCUAGGAGGCCACCCACCCACAUCUCGCCAUUACCAGUCUGUGUGGCACUUAACCCGCUGACCUUCUGCCGCCCACGGUCAGGCUUGCUCCUUUGAGGAGCUCUCUCCAGAGCAAGGCAGCCUGAGCAGCUCCACUAGUCCCAAACAGAGCUUUGCUGCUGACUCCAGCCUGGUCUCUGCAUAUUAGGUGGAAAAUAUCCCAAAUUAAACAAGUCAGGCCGUCUAGGGUGGUGAGAGGAUUUUUGUCAUGGAUUUAUAUAGGGACCAAAGACUGAAGGCUCAGCCUCUGUGCUUAGACUUCUAUGGUCUUUGGGAUAUAAGUGAGUCUCUAGCUCUGCUACAGUAGGAAGCUGGAGAGAGAUGUGGUCUGGUUCCAUCCACACUUGCUAGCAUCCUUUGCUAAGCCUUCUGAGGGCACUUGCCUUUGAAGUAGACUUUGGAGGCAGACCUGUGCGUGACAGUUUUAGAAAAGUACACAUCCUUGGUCUGAAGUGUCUUCUUUUAAUAUCACACUAGUAAAAAUGAUGUGGUAUGACCAGCACUGAGUGCUGUAGAACCACACAUGUGCAACAUGUUCUAGAUGCCAAAUGAGACUGUGUGAUGACUGAAAUGCAGAUGACUGGAAUUUUUCAUAAGGGGUCAUCAGGCACUUCAGUUUGCCUGUAACCAGCACUCAGAAUUCCUGACACUGUUUCCUUGAUUUAGGAAAGUUUAUGCCUGCUGCUUCUCUGCCUCUUUGAGGUACUCCCAGCCAUCUUACUACAGUCCUGUAAUUUUAAGUGCAAUAUAUAGAAACACAUAUGGAUAUAUACAGAUUCUAUAUAGGGUGUAACUACAAAGCAGCUAGACUGCUUUUUUAAAAAUAUGUCUUAGGGAAGCCAGCUCAUUACUUUAGAGUGAAAUUAUGCCAAGAAUUUUAGGUGUGAUUGGCUGGCUUAAACCAACUCUUGGAAAAGCUGGAUUUUCAAAUCCAUGUUUUUAAACUCUAAUUCUUAGAGAUUUAUUGUCCCUUGGGUUUGUUAAUAGUUGAGCUUUUUUUCCCCAUUUUUAUACUAUCUCCUGUUUGCAUGACUUCUUACAUUUCUUUGCCCAAGCAGAAGGAAAUCCACCUGUAAGGAGUUUCCUAAAUGGAGAAUUAAAACCUAGUAUUUAAUACUAUCAGUUCUCCCAUGUAUAUACUAAUUUAUCUGGGAAUGUAAUACUUUAUUAAAUGAAGAAGAUGAUGCUUUCUUCAUUUAAUAAAGUAGUUUCCACAUCCUGAAAAAACAAUAAACUGAUAUAGAAGAGAUUGAAAUUUUAACUAUUCUUCGGGGGCUAAUCAAAACCCUUUCCACUGUCAGAAUCUUCUUUUUUUAGGGCCCUAAUGACAUGGUGUAAAAAUUUGCUCUAAACCAUUCAUGCCCUUACAUAGCUAGAUUUAAAGGUAUAAUAAUGAACAUAUUAACAUUUUUAAGCAAAAGGUAUGUUAACAGUGACCUUUGGUUAUCCAGAGUAGCAAGAGUAAAUUACAGUUAAUGAAAUCCAUAGAUAAUCGGUGUUUCAAGUUUUCCAUCAAACAGUUGUUUCAUUUACAUUUCCUUUUCCUCCCUACCCCUUUCGCAUAAAUUGAAUGCUGAAAUUAGGAACCACGGGUGGUAAUCUUGAGUGUUGAUGUUACUCUUCAGCAUAAUCUCCUGUGCUGAGUUCUAGGCUGUCUCUCCUAUAACCACCAAAGAACUCUUAGCACCUAUAGGAAGAAAAAGCUGUAUGAUGCAGGGGAAAUCCCAUUAUUUGAACACAUUUCUUUGGCUCUUAACAUAUACUUGCUUUUCCUCUAAUCUUGAAGGAGCCUUGAUUUUUCCCUUGGAUAUGCCUUUUCCAGUCAUACAGCUUGGCAUAUAGGAAAGGUUGAAUUAUCCUUUAAGACUAUGUUGGUCUUAUUCUGUAAAACCAGUUUGUGUUUAUGUGGUCUUACAGAUGUUUAGAAAGUGGUACAGGUUACUGAAUUGUCUACCUGCCAGCAUUCUGAUGUAGCACAAAAAGGUGUUUUCCUUAUCUUUAAAAAACUUUUCUGACAUUGAGCUCUACAGUGGUUGAGGGUUUAUGUCCUGUGAUCAUAAGCUCCAUUCUAAAAACUGGUGACCGUUAGCUUGAAUUGCUUUGGUUCCCCAAAUAUGUUGGAACUCUAGGAGCACUGGCAGGGCCUGAGGUAGGCUCAAUGAAGUUCUAUACCCUCCCUGCAUGUCACCACCGGACCACACCCAGCAAAGUGUUUCCCUUCUAAGUCCUUAGAUUCAGUGGAAAAUGACCUCUUCCCUAGUCUUGUGUUACAGAAGUCCUGAGUCGUGCUUCAAAAGUGGUAUCUUUUCAGUGUAAUUUUCAUGUCUUUAAUUUUUUUUAAAGUUUUUUAAAGGCCCUGCUUAGUCAGUGUACAAGGUGAGUCAGGCAAUUUUCAGAGAAAAAAGAAAACAAUUUCACCAAGCUGUAGUAAUUGCUGUUUUAUUAGCUACACAUUUAGAAUACAAAGGAGGCAUCAGAAAACACACUGACUUUCUCCAAAGUCACUUGCUUGUACCAGAGUCUGCGCAGGAAGAACACAGGCAUCUCCCUGUAAAGGCACCUGCCAAUGACGAAUUUACUGGAAGAAUCUAGGCAAGAAAGGGAAGCCUCUUUCUGAGAUGCAGUCUCUGAGGGGGAGCCUGUGCUUCUUCGCUCUUCCUACAGGAUAUGCUUACGCCACACACAGUGCUUGCCUUAUUUUAAAGCUAUUUGCCACAGUCUUGUUAAAUAGUGUGGAAGUCCUUUUGCAGUCUGGUGUGCAUGCUAUACGAUCAGGACAGCUUUUCCACCUUACCCGGUUUCCUACAAGCAAGUAGGAAAUAUAGUGAAUUUACCCUAAAAUGUCCAAUCUGUAUUAAUGUAUCUUGUCAGUGUUUUGCUGUUGGUUUUCUAAAACAAUCUGAUCAAUAAAUCGUAUCUAAAUCUA